Micropterus dolomieu (smallmouth bass) is the source of this 1440-nucleotide messenger RNA. RefSeq names its product myocilin (gene myoc). Lineage: Eukaryota; Metazoa; Chordata; Actinopteri; Centrarchiformes; Centrarchidae. Gene Ontology annotation, biological process: osteoblast differentiation; signal transduction. The record is from RefSeq and is a predicted model, not a curated record. Gene Ontology annotation, cellular component: Golgi apparatus. The transcript is spliced from 5 exons. The coding region runs from base 1 to 1440 and encodes 479 amino acids.
AUGUUCCUCCUUCUCUCGAUGUGCAUGUGUGGUCUUCUGCUGCGAGGUGACGCACAGGACCGAGCUGCUCUGUGGAGGGGAAACGACCGAAGUGGACGAUGCCAGUACACCUUCACUGUACCCAGCCCGGUCGAGGCCAGCUGCCCGCAGACCGGAGGCCCCGAGGUGGAGGGCCUGAAGGCUAGACUCAGCCUGCUGGAGGUGCUGGUGUCCCAGCUGUCUGGGGGGGACACCGGGGGUCCCCUAGGGGCUGGAACCAGAGUUCAGCCUGAGCUUCAGGAGGCGCUGAACCGGGCCAUGGGGGAGAGGAACCUGCUACAGGGGGAGAAGGAGCGCCUGGAGGGGGAGUUGGAGGUGCUUCAGCGCAGGAUGGAGGAGAUGAGAAGGGAGACGGAGAGGCUGAGAAACAGACCAUGUCCCCCGCAGACCCCUGCGGUGCCACCAAGCCAGCCUCUGCGGAACAGUGGCCUGACGAGACCUGCAGUGGGUUCCAGUCUGAUGUCUCAGCUGAUGACCAGGCCCAACAGCCAGGGAGACAGCAGCAGUUUGAGAGACUCAGUGUGGCAGUACAGAUCUCCAAGCUUCCAGGAACUGAAGGCAGAGGUGACAGAGGUACCUGCUCCUGACGGCUCUGAGGACAACACAGGUUGUGGGGAGCUGGUUUCAAUUGGUGAGCCGGUCACUCAUAGGAAGGCCGACAACAUAGAAGGUAAAUAUGGUGUUUGGAUGCAGGAUCCCGAAGCUGUCUCCCCUUAUGGACCCAACAUGGUCUGGCGCAUUGACACCAUUGGCUCUGACGUCAGGAAGCUGUUCGGGUAUGAGGACAUGGAACAACUCUCUAAAGGCUUUCCAUCCAAGGUCCUGUUGUUGCCGGAGCCGGUGGAGAGCACUGGUGCCACUGUGUACCGAGGCUCCCUGUACUAUCAGAGGCGUCGAAGCCGCACCCUCAUCCGCUACGACCUGGCCUCUGAAAGUGUCGCAGCCCGCCGUGACCUCUCCCAUGCCGGCUUCCACGGCCAGUUCCCCUACUCCUGGGGAGGCUACACGGACAUCGACCUGUCUGUGGAUGAGCGGGGGCUGUGGGCCGUCUACUCCACCAACAAAGCCAAAGGAGCCAUCGUGAUCUCACAGCUGGACCCACACAGUCUGGAGGUGAAGAAGAGCUGGGAGACCAACAUCAGGAAGAACUCUGUGGCCAACUCCUUCAUUGUCUGCGGCAAGCUGUACACCGUGGCCAGCUACACGGCACCCGACACCAUCAUCAACUACACGUAUGACACCGAAACCAGCCAGGGGAAGUCCGUGGCCAUCCCAUUCAGGAACAAGUACCGCUACAACAGCAUGAUCGACUAUAACCUGGCUCAGAGGAAGCUGUUUGCCUGGGACAACUACUACAUGGUAUCCUAUGACCUCAGGCUGGGUCGCCAGCAGGCCAACUGA